UGACGGAUAGUUUGAUAGUGUAAACCAUGUAUAUUUUCCAGUGCGUAACUCUUGUGUUUAGAUGUUGAUGUUGUCAUUUUUGUAUGUGAAUAUAUCCGCGUGACUGAGUAAAAAAUGUUAUAAGCUCUCUCUACGUAUUCGGAUAUCUUGAAUUAAAAUACUUUAGAUGAGUUUAAAUUACGUGCAUAACAAAUAACAUGCUUUAAUCAGCAACAACGUGUAUGUGUUAAAUCAACGGUCAGCGGAUAUAAACAAUUCAAUAGAAGAAAUGGAACAGUUAUUAAUAACAAUUGAAAAAUUACCGCGGUCAUGUUUCAACCAAUAAAAGAUCUAUCUCUUACAAGCAUCAAACAGAAACCAUUGUUGUACAAUAGAAAAGACUGGAUCAUCGGAGAGAUAGGAAUAAAAUACUGUUACUGACGGCGAAAACUCCGAACAGACAAAACACAGAUUUAGAAAUAGGAGUUUAAAAAAGUGAAACUAUUGUAGAAACACGUGUGUUAAAACAAACUAAUGCAGUUGGAAGGAAAGAAACACAGUCUUAGCUCUUAGCAAUAAAGUGCAACGACGACAGUUCACAUAUUGUGAAACAUAGGAUUUAAUUAAAAACAGAAAUUUAGAUAACUUAUUGCAUUGAUUUUUACCGCUAUAUACGUAUCAUCGCUCAAGGUUGCCAUGGAGAUAAUCACGUGGUGCGUCACGUGCACUGUGCUAGCGGCGGGAACUGUUUACAUCGUCCGAAAGCGGCGCCAACAGUUUGAACCGAGACAAUGCGGGAAGGACUACCCAGCGGACACCGUGAUUCUGCACCAGUUCCCUCGCGGACCACGUGCGCCGAGCAUGUCCGGCUUCUGUCUCAAACUAGAGACCUUCCUACGUAUGACCAACAUCCCCUUCAAGAACGAGCUUGGCUACAAGACAGGCCCCAAGGAUAAGUCGCCCUGGAUCGAGUAUAACGGUGCGACCAUGGGGGACUCGCAGAUGAUCAUGGAAUACCUGAGCGAGAAAUGUCAGGUUGACCUUGACAAACACCUGUCCGACCACCAGAAGGCGCUGGGGCGGGCGAUACGGGUACUAGCGGAAGACCAUAUGUACUGGUUGGUUCUGCUAGAGAGGUGGGUGUAUCACCGGGCGGAGACUAAGGCGGAAAAACUCACCAAGUUGCCAUCGCUUUUCGUCUGGGAGAUUGGCAGACGAACAAAUAACCAAGCGCAUGCGCAGGGCCUUGGACGCCACACUCAACCGGAAGUGGAGAGACUGUUGCGUGAAGAUUUGAAGGCUAUUUCUGAUUUCUUAGGAGACAAGAAGUUCCUAUUUGGUGACGACGCAUGCGCCGUGGAUUGCGCCGUGUUCGGUCAACUGUGUCAGGUGAUGUGGCACGUUCCCAGUGCUGUCACCGCGAAGGCGUACCUUGAAGAGUCUUUGCCGAACUUGAAAAGUUACGUUGAGCGCAUGCGCACUGCGUACUGGCCUGACUGGGACGAGUGUGUAACCGACUGCUUCACAAAAGAACCGACAAAAUAAACAGACCCGACCAAAUAAAAAUAUUUUCGUUGCUAUGAGAAAUUGCUGUGAUUUGCCUUUCAUCAAAGGCUCCACAGGGUACAUAAAUAUCAAACAAAAAGCAAAGAGGCAUAUUAUAAAUAUCAAACAAAAAGCAAAGUUGCAUAUUAUUAAAAUGCCAUUAAGCAAAUUUAAUAGGGCGGGUAUUCACAAUUAUGUUUUCAAUUUGUAAACACAAAUAUAUCAUCUUUAGUAUUUAAUGUAGCUUGUGUGGUAUUUCUACGAUUUUGUGUUUAAAUUUGUAUGUUUGUUAUGACGUUUUCUUGACCCAUCAUCGCUCCUUUUCAUAACAGGUCUAUUCUCUUUUCCCUAAAUUAAUUUUUAAAUCAAAUGAAACAUCCUUAUCUGUACAUAAACACAAUUUUAUGUUGUUUAAUUUAAGUCCGUUUACUGUUAAAUUGAACCACUAGGUGAGCAGAGUCUUGCCUAUGUAACUAUGUGCAAUAUGUGCAUAGCAUACAGCGUAUCUUAAGGAGUUUAAACAUCCAGGAAUAUGAUAUUAACAAUUUAGAAAUUUCAAAUUCCCACGCGUGUGAACAAAAGAAAUAGAACAAUUUCAUCAGUUUUGCUCAUCGUUGGAGAUCGGUAUGAAGCUACUCGCCAUACGUCCCGAGCCUCGAACAUCUCAUUAAGCUAGUUAGAUAUUCCUUUAUUUAUUAAACUAAUAAUUUCAAAACAAAACCUGUAUGCGUGUGCACAUUUCUUGCAUCAACUUCAAAGAAGUAUUUUACGAUCAUGAGAAAUAAUAUCUUAUUGAAGGAAUAGUUGUUUCAUAGCGCAUUUUUAUUUGUUUUGUGAAACUUUCAUUGCCUUUGGCAUUUGUUCGUUUUAAAUGUUUAUACCGUUUUAGAAUAGUUAAGUUGACCAUUAAAAUACUUAUACAAUAUUAUGCUUGCAUGAUAUUCUGAAAACUUGUAUUAGUCGAGUUCGAUGUGUAAUGUCUAAUAAAGUUAAGUAUUGUU
Dreissena polymorpha is the source of this 2525-nucleotide messenger RNA. Its product is annotated as failed axon connections homolog. The transcript has 7 exons. Bases 676 to 1524 code for a protein of 282 amino acids. NCBI's taxonomy places the organism in Eukaryota, Metazoa, Mollusca, Bivalvia, Myida, Dreissenidae. Gene Ontology annotation, cellular component: cytoplasm. The record is from RefSeq and is a predicted model, not a curated record.